UAUAAAUCUUUCUCUCUACCUCCACAAGGCAGAAGAACACAAAGAUUUGAGUCAAGCUGACAGUCACACCCCUCAAACUGUUCUGCAUAUCCUUGAGCUCCUUUGUUGUUGCAGCACACGCGGUGAAGAACUGAAAAUACUUCUGUUCACUUCUGUUCCUACUCUGCAGUGCAUGUUCUCGAGGGAUAAGCAGUUGAUGCCUGCGCCCAUGGCGUCGGACGGCGGGCUGCGGCGGCUGUUCGAGAAGCCCCUGCCGGAGAACCCGACGCUGCUGGAGGCGCUGUCGGCGUGCCACCGCAACACCCACCCCAAUCCCAACAGGCCCAUCGACCCGUCCUCCUUCACCGAGAUCUUCGGCGAGCUCCACUUCCAAGAGAAGCAGCAGCCGGAGCGAGCCGCCCUUCCGCCGGCGCCGGCGCCGGCGUCGUGGCUCGACAUCGCCACCGCCGCCGAGGCCGAUGAGAAGAGCAAGGACGACUCGUCGCUGGACGCGCUCCUGCGGCCCAAGCCGGCCGCGAGCGCCGUGGCCACCGUGAAGAGGAGCGCGAGCUUCUGCCUGAAUAAGAGCUCGGCGUCGCUGCUGCUCUGCACCGAGGGGCUCGGCUCCGAGAGCACCGUGGACGCCGACGACAUGGUCAAGUUCGACGGCGACGCCGAGGCUGAGGCCGACGCGGUCAAGGGCACGGAGACGACGGCAGACGGCAGCAGGAACGUUGACGCCGCCGGCGCCGCGGAGGAGGCAAUGAAGGAGGAGAGGCAGCCGAAGGCGUUCCCGCCGCCGAUACGGUCGAUCGGGCGCGGCGGGAAGCCGUACGUGUGCUUCCGGUCGUUCAGGGAGGACGGGAGGUUCGUGCUGCUGGAGGUGGUGAUCCCCGGGAAGGAGCUCCUGCAGGCGACGCGCGAGGGCGGCCGGCUCAGGCUGCAGUUCGCCAACGCCGCCGCCGCAGCCAAGAUGCACGGGGAAGACGACGACCACCACGCAGCCAAGAACGCAUGCAUAGACUAGACGACGACAUGAGCUAAGUGAUGUCGUUGAUGUCCUUGGUAUACUUAGCUUGCACACGAUAUAUGAUUAGUCAUGUGAUGCAACGGUGUCAUGCUUAUGAGAAGCAUCGAUCAGGCCAUCAGCUACCUAAGGCUUCCUCAAAUGUUUCCAUAAAGUGAUGGAUUCAGUCAGAAAUUCAGCACGAUAUCAUCAAUACAUCAUACUGGUUUUUUGACAACUUCAGUAA
Messenger RNA from Setaria italica (foxtail millet), 1232 nucleotides. RefSeq names its product protein FANTASTIC FOUR 3. Lineage: Eukaryota; Viridiplantae; Streptophyta; Magnoliopsida; Poales; Poaceae. The record is from RefSeq and is a predicted model, not a curated record. The coding region runs from base 173 to 1006 and encodes 277 amino acids. The transcript is spliced from 2 exons.